AAGCAAACACCAGAAUUACUGAGAUGGAAACCACAAAAAUGAAUCCAAGUGAGUUAGAAGAAGAAACACUUGUUACCGUCCGUGAUGAGGAAGUUGAACAGCUUAAGAAAAGUCUUCCUAAGGAAUUUUUCAUGAACAAGCUUGAAUUGAUUAAAUACCAAGGCUUCUGGUAUCUUGCUGAUACUGAUUUGUUCAAGAGUACUCUAAUAUUUCAAAGGCACUUUCGUGCUAGGGACAGUGAUCUAAUUGUUGCGAGCUUCCCUAAAACCGGUACCACUUGGUUGAAAUCUUUGCUGUUUAGUGUUGUCAAUCGUUUCAACCACCCUAAUAACCAAAGCCCUUUGCUUACUAAUCAUCCACACGAGCUUGUAUGCCGCCUAGAGAACGAUAUCUAUGGCAACGCCUUUGAUUACCCACGCCCUCAACAUCUUAGUCAGCUACCUUCUCCAAGACUAUUCCACACCCACUUGCCCUACUCUACUCUUCCAGAAUCAAUCAAGUUUUCUGGGUGUCGGAUUUUGUAUAUUGCUAGAAAUCCAUUGGACACUCUUGUGUCAAUCAUGUACUUCGCUAUGAAGCCGCUAAAGAUGCUAUUGGGGGAUGAUUUUCAGCUUCCUAGUAUUGAGGAUUACUUUGAGGAAUUCUGUGCUGGGAGGAUUGCUCAUGGUCCUUUCUUUGAGCAUGUGGUUGAAUAUUGGAAACAGAGUUUAGAGCAUCCAAACAAGGUGUUGUUCCUCAAGUAUGAGGAUUUGAAGGAGGAUCCAACACUUGAGCUAAAAAGAGUUGCGGAAUUUGUUGGUAUGCCGUUUUCUCCUGGUGAGGAAAGUGAAGGUGUGAUCAAAGAAUUAGAAGAGAUGUGCAGCAUCAACAACCUCAAAGGAUUGGAAGCUAAUAAAAGUGGAGUCAUCAACAAGAUCUAUGAUAAAAAGAGCUAUUUUAGGAAAGGAGAGGUGGGGGAUUGGACCCAUUAUAUAACACCUGCUAUGGCGGAGAGGAUGAAUAAAUUAAUGGAAGAAAAACUUAAGGAUACUGGUUUAUCAUUUCGAUUACUUCCUCACUAAUCACUAGCUUGUUGAUUGUUGAUUGUUAAGCUAUGAGUAUAAGUUAUUCCCUUUGUUCUUAAAUAAAUGCAACGUUUGCAGUUGAUGUGUCUUUUCUUUUGCUGUUGUUUCUCGUUUACAGUAUACAAGGGUUGUAUAAUUGUAUUGCUGUUAAUAGAUAUCUUGGGCAGUUCAGUUCU
Spinacia oleracea (spinach) is the source of this 1240-nucleotide messenger RNA. RefSeq names its product cytosolic sulfotransferase 5. NCBI's taxonomy places the organism in Eukaryota, Viridiplantae, Streptophyta, Magnoliopsida, Caryophyllales, Amaranthaceae. The transcript has a single exon. Gene Ontology annotation, molecular function: sulfotransferase activity. Bases 24 to 1061 code for a protein of 345 amino acids. The record is from RefSeq and is a predicted model, not a curated record.